Messenger RNA from Cryptomeria japonica (Japanese cedar), 1887 nucleotides. RefSeq names its product cytochrome P450 94B3. Lineage: Eukaryota; Viridiplantae; Streptophyta; Pinopsida; Cupressales; Cupressaceae. Gene Ontology annotation, molecular function: monooxygenase activity; heme binding; oxidoreductase activity, acting on paired donors, with incorporation or reduction of molecular oxygen. The coding region runs from base 242 to 1876 and encodes 544 amino acids. The record is from RefSeq and is a predicted model, not a curated record. The transcript has a single exon.
GAAAUGGCACCCGCCAAAGGAAGGUAUUAUCAUUAUUAGAGAAGUGGGUAAUCCCGCCAGGAAAACAAAAUAAUGAUUUUCAAGCACAACAGGAAAGCUGUCACGUGAAAUCUAUGUGGAACUACUCUAUUUAUUUCGCUCCAUGCUCAUUCAAUUCACAUGCUCCUUAAUUAGGAUACCAGUUCAGAGAAGCUGUUAACAGCAAAGAGAGAGAAAAAGAGAGAAGGAAUUGGAAGCAGCCAUGACUGCCCUUCUUCUGCUGUUCUUCCUCCUGGUUUUGGCCGCCGGGUGUUCGUGUCUGUUCAGAAAAGAUGGCUUCCGGGGUCGACUGGUUUUUGUCUCCGGGUGUUCGGGUCUGUUGAGAAAAAGUAGCUUCCCGGGUCGGCCGUUUCACGGCCCACGGGUGUACCCCUUCGUGGGCUCUGUGUUUUCCUUGUGGAAGAACAGGGGAAGGCUGUUGGAAUGGUAUAGUGAGAUGCUUGUAGAGAGUCCCACACAGACGAUCGUGGUUGGGAGAUUAGGCGGCGGGCGGACGGUUGUGACGGCGAACCCGGCAAACGUAGAGCACAUUCUGAGGACCAAGUUUGAGAAUUAUCCCAAGGGUGAGCCGUUCACUGCGAUUCUGCAUGACUUGCUGGGCAGAGGGAUCUUUAACGCGGACGGAGACGGGUGGAAGAUGCAGAGACGGGUCGCGAGCUAUGAGUUCAACACGAGAUCUCUGAGGAGCUUUAUAGUUCAGGUCGUGGAGGAGGUCACGGACCGGUUGCUCCCGCUCCUCCGGGAGGCGAGUGAAACGAGCAGGUGUCUGGAUCUUCAGGACGUGUUGCAGAGAUUUGCGUUUGAUAAUAUAUGUAAGGUGGCGUUUGGGGUCGAUCCUGCUUGCCUAGACGGGUCGUUGCCGGUUUUUAAGUUCGCCCGGGCGUUUGACGUCGCGACGGACCUCUGCGCCCGCCGGGCCGCGGCACCCGUGUCGCUGGUGUGGAAGCUGAAACGGGUGUUGAACGUCGGGUCUGAACGGAGGCUCGCAAGGGCGGUGGAGGUUGUGAAUGAAUUCGCCAUGGAUGUUAUUCGAAAGCGGAGGAAGGAGAUGGGCUGUGGGAAUGGGAAGCAGGAUCUGUUGUCAAGGUUAAUGGCACUGGCCAACAGACCUCACCUGACGGCCAUCAUGGGGGCCGGUCAUCUGUCACACGAAUUUCUUCGGGACAGUAUUGUGAGCUUCAUUUUGGCCGGUCGAGAUACCACCUCAGCUGCGCUCACCUGGUUCUUCUGGCUGCUCUGUUCGCAUCCCCAUGUAGAACAUACGAUUCGCCGAGAAACCGCCCGGCUCGUCGGCGUCCGAGGCGCCGGUGACGCAGACGCCUCCGCCGGUCAGCACCAUGACCCGCCGGUCGUUUUCACCUACGAGCAGUUACAGCAGAUGAACUACCUGCACGCCUCGCUCUGUGAGGCCAUGCGCCUUUACCCACCUGUUCCUUUCGAUUCCAAACAUGCCCUCCAAGAUGACCUUCUGCCCGACGGAACUUUUGUCACCAGGGGGGACCGGGUCACCUAUCAUCCUUACGCCAUGGGACGGAUGAGGACCAUUUGGGGACCCGAUUGUCUGGAAUUCAAGCCCGAGAGAUGGCUCAACGAAAAUGGUCUCUAUGCCCCACGAAAUCCUUUCAUGUUUGCGGUUUUCCAAGGCGGGGUUCGGGUCUGUUUAGGCAAGGAAAUGGCCUUCAUUCAGAUGAAAUACAUCGUUGCUUCUGUAAUUUCCAAUUUUAGUCUGUGCCCGGUUGAUACCCACCGGACUCCCAAAUGUAUUUCCAGCUUGACCGCCCGCAUGGUGGGCGGUUUUCCUGUUUUUGUAAAGACUGCUAAUAGUAAUAAUUCAUAGUGUUUUCAUUA